CCAUUUUCCUCUUCACUUGACUUGUCAAAAGCUAAAUUUCCAAUGACUAAGACCAGGAGGAUCUUCACCCUUUUGCUAAGGCUACUAGCCUUGGGUGCUACCCUAGCCGCGACCAUUAUCAUGGUUACCAGUCAUGACUCAGCUGAAGUCUUGAACUUAACAUUCGAAGCAAAAUAUAGCAAUGAAUCUACUUUCAAGUACUUUGUGAUCGCAGAAGCAGUAGCAAGUGGAUACAGCCUCAUUGUUCUCUUUAUUUCUUCAAAGAGUUUGCUUAGGCACUUGGUUAUGAUCCUAGAUGUGGUUAUAACGAUGCUACUGAGCUCAAGCGUAUCGGCUGCCAUGGCGAUAGCUCAUGUGGGAAAGAAAGGAAACAGUCACACUGGUUGGCUGCCUAUUUGUGGACAAGUCCAUAAGUUUUGCAACCAAGUCACUGGAGCUCUAAUCGCUGGUUUUAUUGCUGCAAUAAUAUACUUGGUGCUUCUUCUCUACACUCUUCACACUGUUUAUAUGUAGUCCUCUCUUCACCAUUAAACCUUAGACAAUUCUCUUUCUGUGGAUUCUGUAACUCCUUUUAGUAUAUGUUCUGUCCUUCCUUUCGUUUUCUUUACCUCUUCCCCCCCCGCUCGUUUGAUUCUGAA
This is a messenger RNA of Quercus robur (English oak), 638 nucleotides long. Its product is annotated as CASP-like protein 1C1. The record is from RefSeq and is a predicted model, not a curated record. The transcript has 3 exons. NCBI's taxonomy places the organism in Eukaryota, Viridiplantae, Streptophyta, Magnoliopsida, Fagales, Fagaceae. The coding region runs from base 43 to 513 and encodes 156 amino acids.